Messenger RNA from Trichosurus vulpecula (common brushtail), 306 nucleotides. Its product is annotated as neo-calmodulin-like. The transcript has a single exon. Gene Ontology annotation, cellular component: myosin II complex. The record is from RefSeq and is a predicted model, not a curated record. NCBI's taxonomy places the organism in Eukaryota, Metazoa, Chordata, Mammalia, Diprotodontia, Phalangeridae. Gene Ontology annotation, molecular function: calcium ion binding. The coding region runs from base 1 to 306 and encodes 101 amino acids.
AUGGAAGCCUUCUCCCUAUUUGACAAAGAUGGCAAUGGCAUCAUCACGACAAAAGAACUUGGAAUUGUCAUGAGGUCACUGGGUCAAAAUCCAACAGAAGCAAAAUUACAGGAUGUAAUCAAUGAGAUAGAUGCUGCUGCUAAUGGCAGUGUUGACCUUCCUGAAUUUUUGACCAUCAUGGCUAGAAAAAUGAAAGAUAUGGACAGUAAAGAAAAAAUCCAUGAGUCAUUCCAAGUCUUUGACAAGGAUGACAAUGGUUACAUCAGUGCAGCAGAGCUAUGUCAUGUAAUGACAAACUUAGGAUAA